Messenger RNA from Loxodonta africana (African savanna elephant), 768 nucleotides. RefSeq names its product myogenic factor 5 (gene MYF5). Gene Ontology annotation, biological process: skeletal muscle cell differentiation; regulation of transcription by RNA polymerase II; positive regulation of skeletal muscle fiber development. The transcript has 3 exons. The record is from RefSeq and is a predicted model, not a curated record. The coding region runs from base 1 to 768 and encodes 255 amino acids. Lineage: Eukaryota; Metazoa; Chordata; Mammalia; Proboscidea; Elephantidae. Gene Ontology annotation, molecular function: DNA-binding transcription factor activity, RNA polymerase II-specific; protein dimerization activity; RNA polymerase II cis-regulatory region sequence-specific DNA binding.
AUGGACAUGAUGGACGGCUGCCAGUUCUCGCCAUCUGAAUACUUCUACGACGGCUCCUGCAUCCCAUCCCCCGAGGGCGAUUUCGGGGACGAGUUCGAGCCCCGAGUAGCCGCCUUUGGGGCGCACAAAGCAGAGUUGCAAGGGUCAGACGAGGACGAGCACGUGCGAGCGCCUACAGGCCACCACCAGGCCGGCCACUGCCUCAUGUGGGCAUGCAAGGCUUGCAAAAGGAAGUCCACCACCAUGGACCGGCGGAAGGCAGCCACCAUGCGCGAGCGGAGGCGCCUGAAGAAGGUUAACCAGGCUUUUGAGACACUCAAGAGGUGCACCACGACCAACCCCAACCAGAGGCUUCCCAAGGUGGAGAUCCUCAGGAACGCCAUCCGCUACAUCGAGAGUUUGCAGGAGCUGCUGAGGGAGCAGGUGGAAAACUACUAUAGCCUCCCAGGACAGAGCUGCUCUGAGCCCACCAGCCCCACCUCCAACUGCUCUGAUGGCAUGCCUGAAUGUAACAGCCCUGUCUGGUCCAGAAAGAGCAGCAGUUUUGACAGCGUCUACUGUCCUGAUGUACCAAAUGUAUACGCCACAGACAAAAACUCCUUAUCCAGCUUGGAUUGCUUAUCCAGCAUAGUGGAUCGGAUCACCUCCUCAGAGCAACCUGGGUUGCCUCUCCAGGACGCUGCCUCUCUCUCCCCGGUGGCCAGCAUCGAUUCACAGCCUGCAACCCCAGGGGCCCCUAGUUCCAGGCUCAUCUAUCAUGUGCUAUGA